Dufourea novaeangliae is the source of this 672-nucleotide messenger RNA. It is a transcript of the gene EloC, whose product is annotated as transcription elongation factor B polypeptide 1. The record is from RefSeq and is a predicted model, not a curated record. Bases 229 to 666 code for a protein of 145 amino acids. Gene Ontology annotation, biological process: ubiquitin-dependent protein catabolic process. Gene Ontology annotation, cellular component: elongin complex. Gene Ontology annotation, molecular function: protein-macromolecule adaptor activity. The transcript is spliced from 6 exons. NCBI's taxonomy places the organism in Eukaryota, Metazoa, Arthropoda, Insecta, Hymenoptera, Halictidae.
UCGCAAAGAUAAUUAACGUGAUUCAAUUAGUUUAAAUGCCAACUAUUAACGCGUGCAGCUAAAUCGAAGAUGGAGAAGAAGAUUCGCCGUAUCGAAAAUCGUCGGACACAAUAGUAGCCAUAUUAAUUGCUAUCGUGUUUGUUAAGAAACUUUACCGUGAACGAAAAGUCUAAAUUUUGUAUAAAUUUUCUUUUAAACGAGAUACUGUACGUCUAAUAAAACAGAAACAUGCCGAAUGAUAUGAAUAUGCAAUCUGAAAAGCCCAAUGAGGAAGAAACUGCCAAUAAUGCAGAAGAAGAAGAAGUCAGUUCAACUGUUGACCUGCAUGCGCAGGAAAGCGGACCUGUUUAUGGUGGUUGUGAAGGGCCAAACGCAAUGUAUGUAAAACUGAUCAGCAGCGAUGGACACGAGUUUAUUGUAAAGCGUGAACAUGCUUUAAUUAGUGGAACAAUCAAAGCUAUGUUAAGUGGUCCUGGUCAGUUUUCUGAAAACGAAGCCAACGAAGUAAAUUUCCGUGAAAUACCCUCCCAUGUAUUGCAGAAGGUCUGCAUGUAUUUUACCUACAAAGUACGUUACACAAACAGCAGCACAGAAAUACCAGAAUUUCCAAUUGCACCUGAGAUUGCAUUAGAAUUGUUAAUGGCUGGAAAUUUCUUAGACUGCUAAGCACAA